Molecule: messenger RNA, 972 nt
Organism: Penicillium cosmopolitanum
Lineage: Eukaryota; Fungi; Ascomycota; Eurotiomycetes; Eurotiales; Aspergillaceae
Exons: 2
Coding region: 1-972 (323 amino acids)
Source: RefSeq, a predicted model, not a curated record
AUGAACAGUACCCACCGCAAAGCGCUCAUUAAUAAGCUGGGCAAAGAACGAUAUCGGACACUCAUAAACAAUGAUUCGUUUCCAAGCCUUCCGAAUGAUAUUAAGGAAGCGGGUCUCUUGAAGAAACAGUCGAACUUGGAUCAAGUCAGCCACACCAGCGAGAGCAAAAGUCGCCAGAUCUCUCCAACAUGUGCAGAAAUCAAAUCCCAGCAAUCAAGUCAUCUUGGAGCAGUUGACUUUGCGAGUGCCUCUACGUAUGAAAUGAACUUGGAGUCAGAAGUGGUCCAAGCUGACGUCGUUCACGAGCAAAACCCAAAUUACGUUAGUGGGAAUAGUCUUACCUUUGGAGACAUUUCUGUACCCAUUUCAAGCUGUCAUCCUUAUCAAGGCUUUACGAAACCUGACCUUAGGUAUCCCCAAGGUGACGACCAAGAGGAUUCGAAUAUUACCGACGCGCAAGAAGUUUUCGAACAUGCAUCACUUGACGGUAUUGCUGCUAUUUUCAAAGGACUUGUUUGCGGGGCCAUCAGAACAACUUCCCCUCUUGCAGACGGACUCAAGCCUUCGAAAGCAUCAGUGACAACCGUGUUCCCUCCUUGGGGAGCAGUCGACUGCUUACUAAGUCUGGACAUAUGUGAAGCAAGUGUAGAACCUCUGGCGGCAGCUCUAUUCAAUGCAACGGUGAAAUGGGCGGAAAAGUCUUUACAUAUUGGCUUCGCAGGAGGAGCAAGCCUUACCAUACCCAACUCCGAGGUGACUCUGAAAGGUGUGCGGGAUGAGGCCAUUGCCCAAGUAUUUGGCUCUGAAAUACAGCAGGCAAUACAACAGAGCCGUAUCCGCAUACAGGAGAUGGAAAAGGGUAAAUUGACGACCGACUGUGUGUCGAUGAUCAUCACAGAGAAAGGAGCUUUCAUUAGCCUGUCACUUGGUCUCGUUCAAGGGCUGGAAAUACAAAAGAAGCUAUAUACAUGA